Westerdykella ornata is the source of this 1319-nucleotide messenger RNA. RefSeq lists its product as uncharacterized. The transcript has a single exon. Bases 255 to 830 code for a protein of 191 amino acids. Lineage: Eukaryota; Fungi; Ascomycota; Dothideomycetes; Pleosporales; Sporormiaceae. The record is from RefSeq and is a predicted model, not a curated record.
UCGCAACCCUCAUCUUCGGAAGUGCCACACGACCGAAUCGAACCCCGUCACAGGGACUAAGCCAUGAAUUGGGGGCCCUGUAUAUCACAAUUGUGCCAGUCCUAGGUGCCAAUUCGCUAGCAGGCGUCCUCGAGAUCGUGGCAGGCGGAGCUAGGGAGUCUGUAGCUAUUCCACAGUGUAUAAAGAGGUGAACUCUCGACUCUCCAAAGAAUACACAGUCUCCAUCCUACCCGAGAUCCUCGAUCCGAUAUUUUAUGAGCAAUCGUCCUCCGCAACAUUCCAGUCCAUCAAUAUCUCCAAAGCAGUUCGACACAAGUCAAAGUUCGGCGCAUUGCAGUUCCCCAAAAGAACGGCCGCACCGGUCCUUCAGCUCUGCAGAGACUCCUCAAGUCACCGCUGGAUACCCUUCUCUACCCUCAGCUGCGCCAGCAGCAGAAACCCGUUACCCAUUUGGACCACCCGCGCCUUUAGUCCUCGUCAGCGAGCCGCCACCAUCACCGAUCUCCGACCGAAGUGACAGAGAGAGAGCAGCAUCUGUGCCAGGCCAAGGCCGAUUAGUCGAACAUCAGCGAAACAGCUAUCAGAGCUCCUCACUGCCGACGACCCGAUCCAGUACACCUCAGAUUCCUUACGCACUCUCCGCAACCGAACAGUCAACUUCCGCAGCAAUGUCUUCCGCAGCUUCUUCCCCUGGCAACACCACCACGUCCGGCUCCACCUCUGGUUCCAAUCCGGGAUAUCACCUGCCGUACGCUCCAUUCCCGUACCCCAUUCCUGGCGGUGCUCGUGGAGGCCAAGGUAGUCAAGGAAGCGGCAGUUCUGGGAAAUAGUGUAUCGCAAUCCGUCACAGAGAGAGGCCAUGACUGCAUUCCUUCCUUGUGGAUUCGCAACGCAUCCGUACGACUGCAUGAACCGGAAACGUGUUCGGAAUGAGUGUCAUUUUCCUUAGGGAGGUAAACUUUCCUCUAUCAUGUCUAGAUUGUACAGCAUCUCCGUCUUAUGGUUUCCAAUUUCUCACACUUCUAUGUCAUUCUUUCCUCGCCCGCCGUCUCAUAUUUCUUCCACACUCAUUCUUUCGACUCCUCACCGAUAUUGUAUAUAGACGAGGGGUGUCUUUCUAGUCAUGGCAUGUUACUAACGACGACCGUCACGCUUUCCUGUCUCAUUCUUCUACUGUAUAUACGAUUUUUUCUUGCACUCUACUCCUUCACAUUCCUUUUCAAGGUAUAGACAUAGACAUAGACAUAGACACAGACAUAGAAUAGACGGGGUCAACCCCAAUGCGCGAGCAAAUCUUCUUCUCAACACGACAAUUUUGU